AUGAAGACGAUUGGCAUUUUGGGCGGCAUGUCCGCGGAAUCGACUCAAGUCUACUAUCGACAACUUUGCAGUUUGAUCAGGGACAGACUUGGGGGCCUCCAUUCCCCCGAACUUCUCAUCCGGUCGCUGAACUUUUCGCGUAUACAAGCCUUGCAGACACGUGGGGAAUGGGACGAAGCUGGGAGCAUUCUCAACAUCGAAGCGAAGGCACUUGAAAAGGGUGGGGCCGACCUCAUCAUUCUGGCGACAAACACGAUGCACAAAGUUGCCGAUCAGAUGAUGAAGGGCGUCUCGGUGCCCAUGAUACAUAUCGCGGAUGCUACCGCCGCCCGCAUUCGAGCCCGUGGCCUCAAUUCACCGGGGCUGAUGGCCACGGCUUUCACGAUGGAGCAAACGUUUUACGUCGACCGGCUUGUCGCAGCUGGUCUAUCUCCAAUCAUCCCGGACAGCUCCGACCGAGCCGAAACGCACCGCAUCAUUUACGAAGAAUUGUGCCGUGGACUUGUUACGAAAGAAAGCGAGGAUGCUUAUGUCUGCAUUGCCAGUCGACUUAUCUCAAGGGGGGCUGACUGCAUCAUUCUUGGGUGCACCGAGGUUGGCAUGCUUCUCAAUCAAGAUAACUUGCCAGUGCCAGUUUUCGACACUACAAUGAUUCAUUGCGAUGCAGCUGUAAAUAUUGCACUUGGAGAUGUCACUAGUUCUUACCAAUUAGAAUCGACUCAAGUCAAGAAGAAAUCAGGGUAA
This is a messenger RNA of Diaporthe amygdali, 744 nucleotides long. RefSeq lists its product as uncharacterized. Gene Ontology annotation, molecular function: amino-acid racemase activity. The coding region runs from base 1 to 744 and encodes 247 amino acids. The transcript has a single exon. NCBI's taxonomy places the organism in Eukaryota, Fungi, Ascomycota, Sordariomycetes, Diaporthales, Diaporthaceae. The record is from RefSeq and is a predicted model, not a curated record.